CAUCACUCCUUAUCAAAUAUCCCCAUUCACAAAUCUAUUAUAUUCAACGACUUUGUAAAGAUAAUUAACCUUCAUUUUUGGCUUUGUAUCAAUGGCGGCCAUGAACUCCAGCGUUUUGACAUGCAGCUAUGCAAUCUCGAGCAGUGGAUCAUUUGGACUUAAUGCCAAGCUCGCCUCAGUGCCAUCACUCGCUUCCCCGGUUGUGUGUGGUCGUCACAGGUUGCCUGUGAUCAGAGCUCAACAGGCUAAAGUCUCUGACUCCAAAGAAUCAGAUGUCAGUGAAGGAAGAAGAACUGCUAUGCUGUAUUUGGCAGCUACCCUUUUCACCACAGCCGCCGCUUCUUCCGCAAAUGCGGGGGUCAUCGACGAUUACCUCGAAAAGAGCAAAGCUAACAAGGAAUUGAAUGACAAGAAGAGGUUGGCCACAACUGGAGCAAACUUUGCGAGAGCAUACACUGUUCAAUUUGGCAGCUGCAAGUUCCCUGAGAACUUUACUGGAUGUCAGGAUCUUGCAAAGCAAAAGAAAGUACCCUUCAUCUCUGAUGAUUUGGCCUUGGAGUGUGAAGGGAAGGACAAAUACAAGUGCGGUUCCAAUGUGUUUUGGAAAUGGUGAAGAGAUCUCUAAUGUAAUUUUCACUUAAAACCAUGUAUCUAAUUUUCUCAUUUUUUUUUUGUGAAUUGUUAUGCUGCUGCAUAAACCAUCAAAAAGUUUGCAGAUGGAUCCUGCUUCAUCUAUGCAUGGUUAUCUUA
Molecule: messenger RNA, 750 nt
Organism: Hibiscus syriacus
Lineage: Eukaryota; Viridiplantae; Streptophyta; Magnoliopsida; Malvales; Malvaceae
Product: photosystem I reaction center subunit N, chloroplastic-like
Exons: 3
Coding region: 92-613 (173 amino acids)
Biological process (GO): photosynthesis
Cellular component (GO): chloroplast photosystem I
Source: RefSeq, a predicted model, not a curated record